Messenger RNA from Adineta steineri, 981 nucleotides. The record is from the annotation of a GenBank genome assembly. Lineage: Eukaryota; Metazoa; Rotifera; Eurotatoria; Adinetida; Adinetidae.
AUGACCAUGUCAUCAUCAUCGAAUUUGAUCAAUACACUUGAUACUAUUCAAAAUCAAAUAAUUCGUUAUGUUUAUCCUCUAUGGCUUGUAUUUGGUACAAUUGGUUGUUUAUUUAAUCUUGUAGUUUUUUCUCGUCCAAAACUACGAACAACUUCAUGUUGUGUUUAUUUUUUUGCUGCAUCUGCCAUUCAUUUGUUAACAUUCGGUAUUGGUCUUGGACCAGUACUAUACAGUCUUAAUAAUCCUGAUCCUCAAAUACAAAUACUUUCAUUUUGUAAGAUACGUGGUUAUUUAUUUCAAUUAAGUAUAAUACUUUCUCGUUGGUUUGUUGCUUUUGCUUGUAUUGAUCGGUUUGCAUCAACUUCUACUAAAGUUCAAUUAAGAAAUUUUGCUAAAACAAAAAUUGCUUAUCGUAUAAUAAUAAUUAUUAUUAUUUUCUGGUCAUUAAUUUGUAUUCAUAGACUUAUAUUUUAUGAAAUUAAAGGAAAUCUAUGUGGUAUUAUAAGUAAUACAGGUGCAGCAUUAUAUCAUACAGCAUAUGUUAUUUUUGCUGUGGGUAUAUUUCCAUCAGUAACUAUGAUUAUAUGUGCAUGGCUUAUUCGUAAAAAUCUUAUUUAUCAACGGAGUAGAAGAGCACAAUUUUCUUUAACUAUUAUUCAACGACAUUCACUUAAUCAACAAGUACUUAAUAUAUUAUUUAUGCAAAUAAUUUGUUAUAUUGUAUUUACUCUUCCUCAAAUGGGUAAUUUAAUAUUUAGUACAAUAUCAACUACUAUUCCUAAUCGAUCAGAUCAACAUUUAGCUAUUGAAAAAUUUGUAUUAUUUAUUGGAGAAUUUAUGCUUUAUUUAUUUGGUGUUACAUCAUUCUAUUUAUAUACAUUGACAUCUCGAACAUUUCGAUUAGAAUUUAUUAAAUUUAUUCGUUUAGUAUUUUUUCUUCAUUGUAAACGUCAAAUUACACCAAUAAUUGUAUUGAGUUAG